Molecule: messenger RNA, 9687 nt
Organism: Haliotis rubra (blacklip abalone)
Lineage: Eukaryota; Metazoa; Mollusca; Gastropoda; Lepetellida; Haliotidae
Product: inositol polyphosphate-5-phosphatase A-like
Exons: 16
Coding region: 179-2128 (649 amino acids)
Biological process (GO): phosphatidylinositol dephosphorylation
Molecular function (GO): inositol-polyphosphate 5-phosphatase activity
Source: RefSeq, a predicted model, not a curated record
UCGUGUGUGACGUCAAAAACUUCAUUUGUGCUGCAGUAAUGUCAGCACAUGAAUGAGUCGUUUGGAGCACUGCGUUCUCAGUUAUAAUAUGGAUAAUCUGUGUUUUGUGUGUAUGGAUACAUUGUAGUUUUAUGCAUGUGUCACAUUCUUGUCGGAAUAUAUCUUGAAGUCGAUAGACAUGGACGAAGAACACCUCGCAGUUCUACUCAUCACGGCCAAUGUCGGAUCCAUCUUCGAAGAACCUGAACAGAUGUUCAAGCCAUGGCUGAAGGAGUUCCUAGGAUGUAUCGAGCGCCUCGAGCCAUGUUUUGUGGCUCUCCACUGCCAGGAAGUUGGGGGCAAGAACUACGAGACGUCAAUGCAGCAUGUCAACCAGUUUGUCAAAACAAUCUUGGCCUCGGAGGAGCUAGUGAAAUAUGACAGAGCGAGGGUAUUUCUGGACGAAGACUAUACUGCUGCAGACAAAUUCACGGCCUUGGGGAACCUAUACUUCGUCCAUGACACCGUCGAAGAAGUCAACAUCUUCGACUUUGUAGAAAAUAAAUUUGUUCCGGUGGAAGGACGUGAGGUUUUAUCUGGAAACAUAGAAAACAUUCAAAUAAAAGAAAAGGCAAAAUUCCCUCAACAUUUCUUCCCAGAGGUAAGUGAAAAGGGCUACUUUCAAAGAUGCGGUACCAGGGCGGGUUGGCUCAAGAUCCAGCAGAUCAUUCCACCAGCUCUACAAUACCGCUACCGCCGACAAUGGCCUAAAGAAGCUUUACUAGGUCUUCUAGCAUCAGCCAAGACCCGACGGUAUAGGCAGAUUACAAGCCCUUCAAUAUACAACGGAAACAGGCAACAGGCACUGAUGCACACAUUGAAAAGGUUUGAAGGGGACCAGUAUGAAAAGGUUCCGAUGUUGAUAUUUGGAGACUUCAACUUCAGACUCGACACAAACGUUCUAAUAAAGGCCCUCACAGCCAAAACAACGUCGGAACAGACACUAGGAAAGAAGGACCAGAUCAGUAAGAUCGUUUACACCGAGGAGGGCAAUGAGAAGGUUGUGCUGACAGUAGAGGCCAAGGGAUUUGACUAUCAUGACAAACAUGAAGAUCUGUUCUUCAACACAAUCAAGUGGUUGAAGCAGUAUGACACUGAGAUGACUCCAUUCAAAGACAGGUUGUCUGAAUAUGAGAUCAACUUCCCUCCAAGCUACCCUUUCAGUGAGGAUGUAAAUGAUGGGACGUCAUACAUGAAGACGCGCUGCCCCUCCUGGUGUGACCGGAUACUCAUUUCUCAGCGCCAAAGACAUCAUCUUCCAGGUGAACUACAGCACCAAAAUAUGUCUUUUCCUGGAUUCUUGAACAGAAUGGUGGAUGAGAAGUUUCACCGGCCCCAGUACAGCUUAAUAGGGAAGGAAGUUUGUAUGGGUGAUCACAAGCCAGUGUACCUGUCCUUGCAUCUGAAACCAGGAAAAGGUAAUCUCAAUGAGUCCCGCUCAUCCUCCACUAAAUCUCCACGCAAAAAGGUGCUAUCGAUAAAUGGGGAACAUUUUGAGAGUGAUGACAUUACUGACAUCAAUAUACAUGACUAUGCUGUAUUUGAGAAAGAAAAUGAUCUCGUUCCUGAAUUCCGGACCAGUAUUCGAACCCGGACAGAAUCUGGGACAUUAAUUCCUGAUUCCUUAGAACCCGUACCAACUAAGGUACGCAGGAAGUCUUUUCAGGAAAUAGCUAUGCAAGUUCGGACUUGCCAAAAAAUAUUACGGCAGUGGCCGAGGAUUCGCGUGCGUCAUCAUAGUUCAUCCUCAGAGGAUUUCACUGAUGACCAUGAGGAGAACAAUAACGCUGAUGAAGACAAAAGCCCUGACAACGACAUCAAAUCUAUUACAACUGACAUAUCUCAUGUGUCCCUAGAAGUUGAUGACUCAGUCAACAUGACACCCAUCUCCACCCCGACAGCUUCGCCCAGUAGUGACAAUGCUAACAAACACCUGUUGCAUGGUCCUGUGAGUGUUAAUGAGCAUGCUCGGCCCAGCUUCCCUCCCAGCCAAUCAACUGGUAGCCCAACUUCGCCAGCAAAUGAGCGCUCAAACCUUGUUGUCAAAUCGAAGUCGGACUCCUGCUGUCCUGCCUGUGUGUUGUUGUGAUCUGAUUGUUGUUGGUGCCUCUUCUGUUGUUAUCGUGAGUUACUCACUCCUAUACUUAUUCCUUACGAACAACUUUCACAAUGCUACAUACUGUCCAUCUUCAUGUAAUAUUAGGAAAUCUCCAUCAGCCAAGUAGGUGUGUAUGAAUGUCAUACCGAAGUCUGGGUUUAAUUCCAUCUAGGAACAAUUUUAAAUUCUUGGAUUCCCUUGCUUUGAUACUCUGAAUAGUUUUAAAGGAAACUAUCUCGUCAGCUUGGAAAAAUUUCCAUUCUCAGUUCUGAUUAUCAAAAUACAGAAACUGGACAUUAUUUUUAGAUUGAGUAAUUAUUAACAGCUGGAUGAAUACUAUUCUAAAGAAAUUAAGAAUGCCUCAUUUUUUUAUGUUACUGUUGUUAAUCAGUCAUGCUAAAACAAAGGGGUGCUGUCCUUAACUUCUGUUGAGUAGUAUGGAUACCCUCCACAUACCUGAGCAUGUUUUGUAUGGACAGUGUGUAGCAGUGUGGCCAAUCACCAGGAAGAUACAUGACGAAUGUAUACUGUUCAAGAUAUGAUAGGGAUACUGCCAGUUCAUUAUGUAGUGUUACACUGUGUUAUACGGUUUGAUGUAUCAGUGAAUAAGAAUGUCCCUAUUUAUAGUUGAGAGGUAUAUCUCCUAUUUUACCUGAACCUGCUGAUGUGUUGGUUGACCAAACAACUUUGAGAUAAAGCUUCCAGUAUGAAGCAAAGUCGAAUUUUCAAAAUAGCUAUACAAGUCCAUGUAUCUUCCUUAAGGUACAAGAACUGUGGAAAUCUCUGCUAAAUCGCCUGAGUUUUUAGACACUUGAUAUUUGUACAGUUCUUGGCCAGACAAUAUUCUGCCUGACUUUGAUUUACGAUUCAAAUCUUAUAUUUGCUCAACUUUCUGUGUAUGUUUAUUUCCUGCUGUUGUACUGCUUUUAUAUAUUUAUACAAGUAUGUAUGUUUGUAUUGAUCAUUUUUUCUUAUGUUACUUUUUAUUUUAUAGCUUACUACUAUAUAUAUAUAUGUAUAUAUAUCGUAGCAUGUUGAAUUCCAGUUGACAUAUGUAACUAUACAUAUGGUUGAAGUGGUUAUUCACAGAGCAUGUCUGAUGUCUUGGCUGUCAGAAGGUGUGGUGGUACAGCAGGCAUUGUGGUCACUUCUUACGUCCUGGGUUCUAUUCCCCACAUACAUAGUGUAAGGUUACCUCGGUCUCAUUUGGAAUACAACAUACUAGCAUCUGGAACAAACAUGAAAUUAUAGCCUUGAUACAGACUAAGUGGCAUCCUAGAAGCUUUAGUCUCAGUUAAGAUAGAAUUUAAUAAUGGAUUUCAACUGUAUUCGUUCAUUGUAAUAUUUCAGUACAGAUGCCAUCCCUUUAUCAAUAAGAAAUCUGUAGUUUUAAAACAGUUUUAAUUUGGACUCAAAUUGAAAGGAUUAAGAUUAUGUAUCAAUAACUGUUGUGAUUCUGAAGUAGAUUCUGUAUUUUUUCGCUAACCUUUUGCAUGAGGUAAACAAUAUGGUACAAUGUCCAGACUUCCAUAGGGACUGUGUGCCAUGUUUACUGAUUUGUGUUGUGAUUUUUCAUUUUGUCUCCCUCCCAUUAUGCCCAGGUUGACGGUCGACACCUGACUGGACAUGACGUUUGACACUCCGUCCCAAAUUCAUGUAGAUUGAAAAUCUUGACUUAAGCAUUUAAUCAUUGCACAAGAGACCUUUGUUGUAAUUCCUACAUGGAAGCAGUGGCACAUAUUGCUCAAUGUUGUAGAAGGCAUUUUGCUGUGCAGAGUUGCAUCCCUUGAGCUUGCCAGAAACCCUGGAUCCUGAAUUCCAAUCCGAGUGCUCUACUUAGAUUUGUUUAAAAGUUUCUCAGCAUCAUUCCCAUGCUCAUUGUUGUUUUCCACCAAACUUGUAAAUGUCCUCCAUCACAGUAGCCUUUCCUGCCACGUCAGUCUGACACGCCAUGACAUAUUAACUGGAAUACUGUUUGAAACAGCGCCAACUCACUUACUCAUUCUUACUUGGAUGCAAAGCAUGAAGUCUAGUUUUUCACCCUUAUGCUGGAAUAUUGACAAAAGUGGUGUGGGGUUUCACUAACUUUUCCAAUUUUGAUGUGGGAAAGUUCCUGCUAGGUUUCUCUGUCCAUGAAUCUUGAAUCUGGUUCCAUGGUAUGUAUUAUCUCCCUUGAACUGGCAGUUGCACACGAUUCUGCUUAUUGAUUCUUUUGGUACUAAUGAAUGGGAUGAGCGUAAUCUGCUCUUAGUUUGGCUGGGUUCUUUGGCAUGAAGCUUUGCAAUUCUUUUGAAAAUUUCACAUAAUUGCUGGUGAAGUGACAGUGUAAUGUGAUUGUCGUGGCCGGCACUGAAAGUGAGAUUCGGCAGGCACACCAGCUACAGGUGAGACUUCACUAUAUUCUCUAUGUAUUAUGGGUAGCCAAGUGGUCAGGGGCAUUGCUGUUUGCCAUGCAGAGUUGUGUCCCUUAUAUCUGCAAGGAUCUUCUUGUGUACCCUAGUGAUGAUCCUUAUUCUAUCAGCACCAUAUCCACUGUCUAAAGUUUACUCAAAAAGCAAAUAUAUUUGACCUAUGUCAUUUUGAACUUUUUUCAAAAUUUUGUUGGUUGUCAGGUUUGUGGUAGACCUAGCACACCCACAAAUUCCAUCUAAAUCCAGCUCAUAUAUAUCUAACAGGACAACCACGUUUCUUACAACAUAGUAUAUUUCAGGGCAACCAGUAUGUUCAGCAAACAAACUAUUUCCUAUUGUAUUUCCUGAAACCAGUUCUAUUUGUAUUAUGCAGUUAUAUUUUUGUAUAAUCCAGAAUCCAAUUUUUUGUAUGACUUGUGGUUAACUGAGCUGGUUUGCCUAAGAGACCGAACAUUUGGUGUGCAUGAUUAUGUUUUCGAGAAUCAUUCAAGAAAAUAACAUUGUGUUUCGAUCAAAUCACAUCCUUCUUUUCCAUCCCCUCUCCUCCUCUACAUCCCAAGAAUAUCAAAUUGCCGAUUCUGUAUGCUAGCCCUUGUUUCAACAAACUUUACUGGUUGACACUCUUUCUGGGAGCGCAAACCUCUACUCCCUACUGGCAGUUUACAUGAAGGGGUAUGAGACCCGUCUUACUACUUGUAGUUGUCUGAUGGUCAGCAGCCCUAACCUGAUGGCUGAUCUCCAUCAUGCAGAUGGCAUCUUGCUGACUUCAACAUGUGAUGCACUCACUCUAACUCUAGUACAGCAGAAAAAAUGGCUGAAUAAUGCUUAGAAUCAAUUCCACAUGUUUUGGGCAAUGAUUUCAUGCAUGCAAAAAUUAAAGUGAAUAUAUUUUCUGGAAUGUAAGUUUGUGAUUUUCAUUGAGACCAAUGUUAUCCCAAGAUAAUGUAUGUUUCAGUGCCGACACCGAAGGCGGAGUUGGUGCAGCUCCCCGGGGCGGGGGACAUCAUCAUUCCCAGCACGCAGGUGAAGAUCUCAGAGGUGGACACAACACGCUACAUCCACAUCAGGCAGGGGGACAGCUCAACUCGCGUGUUCAGGGAAACAUCUGUAUGACGGCAAUGUCUCUUGGUGUCACACAAUUGUUGGAAGAUCUUUGGAAUAAUGUCUGUAUGACAGUAUGUCGAUCUCUUGGUGUUAUACAACUGCCAGUCAACUUACAGAUGUCAGGUUUGAUGUCUGUAUUUACCAUUCAAGUCAAUCAACUUGGCAGAUCUCUAGAUGGAUGUAUUCAUGACUGUCCUCAACAUCAACAGCAUUGUCGUGAUGAAGUUGAUAUGGAGUUCUGUCAGCUGCAGUAGAGAUGACCUUCUCACAUUGACAGUAGAGAAAGGCCUUGGUUUGACUUACUCAUUAGAGGCCAGCCAAGCUGGACUGUCCAAAAUGGAGCACCUUCAGUGAGUUGACAUAACAGUUUUGGUGUUGGACCAUGCAGUGACAUUGAGUUGAACAAGGUCAUUGGCUGAUCCAGAAGGGACACCUGUAGUAGGGUCAGCAUGGACCUGUAUGACAUUGUAGAGUGGGUCAGCCAACAGAAGACGUGCAGGACAUCCUGGGAUGUCACAGUUGAUAUGUCAUCUGCUAUUGGGCUGUUGAAGAUUGUGUGGACAUUGUAUAUGUUAGUGUUGUUGGAGCUGUUGGUGUUGGAGCCUUUCGGGGCAAAUACUAUGGCGUCCAGAUCAUGCAGAUUGUGAGAUUGACUCCAGGUCAUGUAAGAAAAAUUCAGAAUAGAACAACCAAUGUGGUGAGUCCACUGAUGGGCAUGUGGUCAGCUGGACAACUGACCUGCAGAAGGUUACUGUAACUGUAAGGAUGGAACAGUUCUACCCACAUCUCAUAAAACCGUUGAAAACCCUUCAAGUACACACAGUGUGAUUGCAAGUUGGCAGCUGAAGGCCAUCUGUUGACAGACUUGGACGUGACCUUGAAGGCAGUUUAAGGUCAACCCUGGUUGUUUUUCUACCAUACAUAGUGCCAUAUAGGAACUUUUGUUAAUUGUGCAAUCAUGUCACUGGAAAAUUUUAUGAGUAUUGUACAGAAUGUGGUCUUGUGUAUUUGUAGUCCUGAAGGUAAUGAGAAUUAUUGAUCAUGUGUAUAGUAAUGGUCAAACGUAGUUGUCUGUAAGAGCACCUGCUGUGUUUGUUAGAAGGGUCUAGCAUGGUGUGACCAGUCAGCGAUCUGUACAAACGGUAGAGACAUUAUUUCUAUAUUAACCUUCAACCGUAGGCAACAUAUUUGAUCAGUCAGGACAAGUCAAGCAACUCCACAGGGGCACAGGGGAUGUCUGGUCAGGCAAUGUUCAUUGUCAGUUACUACAAUCAAAACCCAACUCACGCCUGAAGACUCCCACUACAGCUUGAACAGGUUCUUGUGAGAAGAACCAUGAGUAAUUGUUGUUGAUGGAAAUGUUUACGUAGUCCACCUUAUAGCAGGGGAUUUAUACUUCCCAUUGUGUUUUAUAAGAAAAGGUCAUUAUUAUCAGGUAGCAGGGACAUGGGAAUACUUUUACAUAAAGUUUGGGAUGGAAUAGCUGGGGACAUGAAAGAAUGUUACACAAAGUGCAGAGCAGCAGAAUAUGAUACAGUCUAAAGCCCAAUGUUUCUCUUAAAAAGACUGUCCCUAAACAGGUGCAAAUUCGCCCAUCUCUCUUAUGCAUAAACAAAAUGUUAUUAAAAUAUUAUGACUUUGAUAUUACACUUUCAUGGCACUCACUCCCAGAGAUACAAGCCGCCCAGGGCACAGGUGGCGUUCAUCUAAAGUGGUGUAAUUCUCUGCCAGAGUUGCAGCCUCUGUACAAGCCAGAAACCUGUGCCAAUGGUACCAGCAUCGCUGUCUUUCCACAUUAAGUUGAUGCACUAUGAUAUAAGUGGAAUGCAUCAAAGUGGGUUUAACCAAACUCAUUCACUCACACAAUUAUUCUCUUUCAUCUGUGAGAACCACAACCAUGUUUGUAAGCUUAUUAAAAGUGGUAAACAUUGUUGACCUGUGUCAGAUUAACUCCAGAUUUGUUUCUUUGAAUAUGGCAUGCAUGGGUUCACAAUGUUGUUUUAACUUGAUCAAUAUAGCACAAUUGUGUAGAAGCUACUAACCAGUUAUCUUGGGUUUAAAGGUUCGAGGUUUGACUCUACCUGAUUCCUUGGUGUAAUAGUGCCAUGGAUGUGAUGUACAGAAACACGAUCUCUAGCAUGUACAGAGAUUAUAUCUCAUGCUGAUGCUGCAUUCUGUUGCCAUAGUUACCCUUUUAAUUAGAAAUUCCCACUUUGUUUUUAUAAGAUAUUUUCUUAAAAUGACAGAAUUGCAUUAAUUGCAUCUUCUAAUAAGCUCACAUAUUCAGUGUCAGAAAAACAAGUCCUUUUCAAAUCCUUGUCCUCAUAUGUUAAGGCUCUGGAAUUUGCUGUACAGAGUUACUUCCCCUUAGAUUACCAGGAAACAGAGGUUGUGUGAUCCAGUCCCUGUUUGGCCCUAUUAUGUUGCAAUGUUUUUAUCAGCACCAAACCCAUGCUCUUCGGUUUCAACAAUGUUGUAAAUGUCUGAUCCUACAUCUCUUCUGGUAUUCACUCUGACAUGCCAUGAUUUAACUUGAAUACUGUUUAUAUCAGUGUUAUGUGUUGCGUACUCAUUCACCCAAACUCAUAGAAACUUUGUAGGUUGUAUAAGCCGAUCUAUCUCUUGAUUUGAUUUAAAUCUAGACCAACUUAUAUUUUGGAUUAUGGAUGAUAAGUCCCUAAAUGUUACUCAAAUUCUUUGUUUGAUUGAAAGCUGCCUCAAGGAAAUUAACUUUAAAUAAUUAAUUCUUGUGUCAGUUUAGCUACACUUGUUGUAUUAAUCCUGCCUAUCUGUAAACAUGUUUGUACUAGCCUUGCUAAUAGUUAGUACUAUGGCUUGUAGCUGUCAUUAUCAUGUUCUUUAAAUUACAGUUGAUUAUUGUACAGUGUUAGAGAGGCCAUGUGUAACUCUCCACGACCUACACCAGCCUGUAAUACUCCUUGUGUAAAAACUUAUCUUAUACUCUAUUGUUUGUAUAAACCAGCUCAGGUCAUAUAUAUAAGUAUGUACAUAUAUCUAUAUAUAUAUAUAUAUUAGUUGUUUAACCAGCUGUGUUGUUCAUGUUGUUGUUGUUGUUGUUUGUAUAUAUGCUGUUAAAGAUCGUUGUGUAUUGCUGCCUGAUUCAGACUGUUGUCCAAAACAUGGAUGUAGUUGUGGAGGUACCAGAUAAUUAAUGGCAAACCUUUUUAUGGAAUUUUAGAGGGUUGAUGAAACAACAGGCAUUUAACCUAAGGUAAUAUAUUGAAUGAUCAGUAUUUCAGUUGUUUACAGUAGUUGCGAGAAAUAGUUUUAUUAUAAGCAUUAAUAAAUUUGUAUUUUCAUUUUUUUUCUAAUACAUACACCACUGAUAUACUGAUGGGGAAAAAUAAGGGAACAAUCAAGGGAGGCUAUUUUAUCUUCUUUUUUCCUUUCAUUCUUUCAGUAGUCAAAAGGAUAUCCACACCAAUAUUUCAGCGAAGGAUUUUACUAUAAAAUAUCGUUCAUAUUGAAACGGCAAUAUGCAUCGUCCAGCAAUCCUUCCUGUGGUCCCUUAUUUUGUUGUGUCAGUAUAAUCCCAUUUAUGUGUUUUGUGCAUGAGGAAAGUGACAUAGUCACCUCCUCUAUAUAGUGAUGCUUUGUUCGGUCAGUUUAUUGGGAAGAAAAAAAUCAACUUUUUUCCAAUCAGUUUUCUGAUAGAGCAAUCAAAAUGUGCAAUGCAUUUUGUGUUAGAUAUUCAAUCUCUAAUUAUAGUUCUUAUGUGGAUUGUAUAUUGAUGAAUGUAUUACAACAGUCAGGGCUAGUAUUAUGGCAUAUUGAAUAGAUAUAUUAUUUUUUACAUCCAUGCACACAAAUAUUUCUAAAAUCAAAACCAUUCACUUAUUGUCGACUCAAAACAUGUUUCAUGUGCUUUUGUGAAACCAACAUUGUCAUGUUUAUUAAUACUGAGCAUACAUACAUUUUUCAUUGUGUUAUCCACACUUAUAUAUUGUUGUUUCCUCAUAACAUCCUCUCUACGUACCAGUCCACCAGUUUCUCUAACUACAUAGGUGGACUCUA